CAGACAGGCGUAUCCUAAUGAAGCAAACAGUGCUGGUCACACGGGACCAGCCCCUUUGAUUUCCGGGCUUACAACUAUAUUAAGUAAAAAGCUCCCCCCACAAGUGGAAAAUAGUACAGCCUCAUGUAGGUGGGUGUGAUGGGGACCAUCUAUUUCUAGGAUUGGUCCUGUGGCAACCCAAAGGUGCUGAAAAAGCAGGAGUGACAAGGGACCUGGCUCACAGUGGGACACCUGCGUUGCAAGCCCAGUUUCCCUGACAUGACACCUAGGGAGAUGGAGAUGGUGGAAGUGUUCACUUCGGAAGGCAAAGGCAGGGGGUUGAAGGCAGCCAAGGAAUUCUGGGCUGGAGAUGUCAUCUUUGCGGAGCCAGCCUACGCCGCAGUAGUUUUUGACAGCCUUACUCACCUGGUCUGCCACACCUGCUUUAAAAGGCAGGAGAAGCUCCACCGCUGUGGUCAGUGUAAGUUUGCCCACUACUGUGAUCGAACCUGCCAGAGGGAUGCGUGGCUGAACCACAAACAUGAGUGCUCUGCCAUCAAGGCGCAUGGGAAAGCGCCCAAUGAAAACAUCAGGCUGGCAGCCCGCAUCAUGUGGAGGAUAGAGAGAGAGGGAGGUGGCCUUACGGAGGGCUGCUUGGUCUCCAUCGACGACUUGCAAAACCAUGUGGAGAACUUUGGAGAAGAGGAGAAGAAAGAGCUGAGGGCCGACGUGGAGAGUUUCCUCAACUUCUGGCCCCCACAGAGUCAGCAGUUUGGCAUGCAGUACAUCUCUCAUAUAUUCGGAGUGAUAAACUGCAAUGGCUUCACCCUGAGUGACCAAAGGGGACUGCAGGCUGUUGGCGUGGGCGUCUUCCCCAAUCUCUGCCUGGUGAACCAUGACUGCUGGCCUAAUUGCACUGUCAUAUUCAACAACGGCAAUCAUGAGGCUGUAAGAUCAAUGUUCCACACACAGAUGAGAAUCGAGCUGCGUGCGCUGGGCAAAGUCUCACCGGGGGAAGAGCUGACUGUCUCCUAUGUUGAUUUCCUCAACGUCAGCGAAGAGCGGAGGCAGCAGCUCCAGAAGCAGUACUAUUUUCGCUGCACGUGUGAGCACUGCCAGAAAGGGAUCAAAGAUGAUCUGAUGCUGGCUGUAAAAGAAGGUGAAAACAAGCCCUCCCAAGAUGUAGUGAAGGAAGUUCUCCAGUUCUCCAAGGACACCCUGGAGAAGAUCAGCAAGGCCCGAUCCGAGGGGGUCUACCACGAAGUUGUGAAGCUCUGUCGUGAGUGUCUGAAGAAACAAGAGCCUGUGCUGGGAGACACUAACAUCUACCUGCUCAGGAUCCUGAGCAUCGCUUCGGAAGUGCUCUCCUACCUCCAGAUGUUCGAGGAAGCAGCAGGCUAUGCGAAGAGGAUGGUUGAUGGUUACAUGAAAAUAUACCAUCCCAACAAUGCGCAGUUAGGGAUGGCAGUGAUGCGGGCAGGAGUGACCCAUUGGCAUGCCAGUCUCAUUGAAGCAGGGCAUGGCAUGAUCUGCAAAGCCUAUGCUAUUCUUCUGGUGACCCAUGGACCUACCCACCCAAUCACCAAAGACCUGGAGGUCAUGCGUGUCCAGUCGGAGAUGGAGCUGCGCAUGUUCCAACAGAACGAGUUCAUGUAUUACAAAAUGAGAGAAGCAGCCCUGAAAAACCAGAAGAUCCAAGUUAUGCCUGAGCCCACCAAUGAAGCUUCAUCGGGCCUCUUCCACACGAAACAGUAACCCCAAAGCUUCCAGUUAUCUGUAUUCCUGCACAUCUGGUAGAACAUCCACCCUUUUCUUCCAAAUCUGAAGAGGUUAUUUGUAAUAAGCACCGUGCUAUCUAAUUAAGAACACUUAUAUCUCCUGAGACAAGUAUUCUUCCAGGAGCUCAGGGCAUCAGCUAAGAAAUAUUUCACAGGAAAUAGAUCUUGUUUCCACAAAUAAUAAAAAGGUCAUUAUAGCUUC
Caretta caretta (loggerhead turtle) is the source of this 1959-nucleotide messenger RNA. RefSeq names its product SET and MYND domain containing 1 (gene SMYD1). Gene Ontology annotation, molecular function: protein binding; histone H3K4 methyltransferase activity. NCBI's taxonomy places the organism in Eukaryota, Metazoa, Chordata, Testudines, Cheloniidae. The record is from RefSeq and is a predicted model, not a curated record. Gene Ontology annotation, cellular component: nucleus.